This is a messenger RNA of Lutra lutra (Eurasian river otter), 1968 nucleotides long. RefSeq names its product olfactory receptor 6N2-like. The record is from RefSeq and is a predicted model, not a curated record. The coding region runs from base 357 to 1301 and encodes 314 amino acids. Gene Ontology annotation, molecular function: olfactory receptor activity; G protein-coupled receptor activity. Gene Ontology annotation, cellular component: membrane. Lineage: Eukaryota; Metazoa; Chordata; Mammalia; Carnivora; Mustelidae. The transcript has a single exon. Gene Ontology annotation, biological process: G protein-coupled receptor signaling pathway.
GGCAGCACGGACCCGAGAUGUCAGGGCCUGUUCCCAGAGCCCCCGCAGCUCCGUCAUUCCCACCUCUCCCUCCAGAGCUUGUGGCACAGUCCAUAAGCACCAGCGGGGCUUCCAGAAACAAUCUCUGACAGUCACAUCUGGGGGAUGACUCCUUUCUUUCCACACCCCAGUCUUGCUGGUCUUUUCAUCAUUGGAAAGUGUAGGAAGGAUACAGGUAGGAAUUUUCCUAUGUGUCCUGUUUCCUGAUGGUGGAAUGGACACAAAAUCCAGGUGCCUGGCUCUCUAGAACCCAAUAUUAUAAAUUAGGAAAGGAUUGGGCUGGGACUGGGGGCCUUGGCUUCUAGUUUCUAGGAGACAUGGACCCGCUGAACCGCACACGGACCCUGAGUUUCCUUCUUGCUGGUUUCGCGGCCCCUAGGACGCUGCGGCCCCUGGCGUUCUUGGGCACCCUGUGCAUCUACAUCCUCACGCUGGCCGGGAACUUGUUCAUCAUUGUGCUGGUGCGGGCAGACGCGGCACUGUCCACGCCCAUGUACUUCUUCCUCAGCGUCCUCUCCUUCCUGGAGCUCUGGUACGUCAGCACCACGGCGCCCACGCUGCUGCACACGUGGCUCCACGAGCGCUCACCCAUCCCGGCCGCUGCGUGUUUCAUCCAGCUGUACGUCUUCCACUCCCUGGGCAUGACCAAGUGCUACCUGCUGGGGGUCAUGGCACUGGACCGCUACCUGGCCAUCUGCCGUCCGCUGCACUACCACGCCCUCAUGAGCAGAAAGGUGCGGUUGUGGCUGGUGGGGGCCACGUGGGGGGCCGGCUUCUCCGCGGCACUGGUACCAGCCGGCCUCACAGCCAGUCUGCCCUUCUGCUGGAAAGAGGUGGCCCACUACUUUUGUGACCUGGCCCCACUGAUGCGGCUGGCGUGUGUGGACACAGGCUGGCACGCUCGAGUCCACGGAGCAGUGAUUGGUGUGGCCACUGGCUGCAACUUUGUGCUCAUUUUAGGACUCUAUGGGGGUAUUCUGAGGGCUGUGCUGAAGCUGCCAUCAGCGGCCAGCCGGGCCAAGGCCUUCUCCACCUGUUCCUCCCACAUGACCGUGGUGGCCCUCUUUUAUGCCUCUGCUUUCACGGUGUAUGUGGGGCCACCUGAGAGCCGCUCCAAGGGCAUGGACUCGCAUAUCGCCCUGGUGUAUGCCCUUCUCACCCCUUUCCUCAACCCCAUCAUCUAUACCCUCCGCAACAAGGAGGUGAAGGAAGCCAUCAGAAGGGUCACCCAGAGGAUCAGGGCUAUGUUGGAGGGACCCUGAUGAUCUCUAUUGUCACAGCCCAGCUGCCUGGCCACAGUGGGAAGCAGCUGAUCACUUAGUCAGUCAUCUGGUCAGAGUGACAGUCAACACCAGGGAGCAAACCCAUCGAUCUAUUUGUCAAACAUGCAGCCAACGGCCGACUCAGGAGGACAUAGUCCAGGAUAAUCAGACCUGGAAGAUGUAGAGGGAAGGGAGAUUUAUCUUUGAUUCCAUUCCAGUCUCACAGGGGGAAAAAUGCCACAAAAGAGAAGGGGGAAAAAAACAGGGGCUCAAUGUAAAUGGUUUUGCUGAACCCCUAACCUGGGGAGAGAGCACAGCCCUGGACGGGGAGACAAUCUGAAGCUAAGGGGGGCCGUGUCCCAGAGGAAGGGAUUCGUGGCAGAAAGCAGCGGCCCGAAGCUCUGACCCCGAUGUGAGGCGGUGAGCACGGGCAGAGUGGAUGGCCCUGUGGGUGAGGCUGGGAGCUGGACGCGAGGGCUUGCUCUCCCCUGGGGCACGAGCGCGGUGGGAACGCUGAGGGUGUUGUUUGCUUUCUCACCAAGCAUCAUGUUUCUAAACAGAAACAGAAACCAAGCAGCAAAGAGCCUUGCCUGUCUGGUACGCUAGGCACACAGGUGCCAAGUAGAAAACAGGUCGAAAUAGAAAGUCGGGUUUCAUUCUGCGCCCU